AUGGCAUGGAUGAAUCAGACGUUAGUCACUGAGUUCUUUAUAAAAGGAUUCUCAGAAGCCCCUCACCUUCAGUCCUUGUUCUUUAUAUUAUUCCUCUCCCUCUACAUGGUGGCUCUCUCAGGGAACAUCCUUAUCUUUGUUACAAUCAGUUUUAACCCAGCACUGCACACACCAAUGUACUUCUUCCUGAUCAAUUUAGCCAUGGUUGAUGUCCUCUGCACCUCCACAAUUCUUCCAAAAUUACUGGAGAACAUGGUGGGUGGGAAAACUAUUUCCUAUGAAGGCUGCAUGAGCCAACUAUUCUUCUUUACUUGGUCCUUAGGGGCUGAGUUGUUGCUUUUCACUGCUAUGGCUUAUGAUAGAUAUGUGGCCAUCUCCCAUCCCCUCCACUACAGCACCAUGAUGAGUAAAAGGAUCUGUAUACUGUUAGCCACUAGUGUUUGGAUAAUAAGCAUCAUCAACACUAGUGUACACACUGGCCUAAUGAUGAAACUAUCUUUCUGCCACUCUAAUAUAGUUAACCACUUUUUCUGUGAGAUCCCCCCUUUACUGAAGCUCUCCUGCUCUCCUACCUACCUUAAUGAAACCAUGGCCUUCACAGCAGAUGUAUUCCUAGCUGUGGGGAAUUUCAUGAUUACAAUGCUCUCCUAUGCCUGCAUUAUCUCCAGCAUCCUGAAAAUCCGCACCACUGAGGGAAAAAAGAGAGCCUUCUCCACCUGCUCCUCCCACCUCAUUGUGGUCAGCAUGUAUUAUAGCACUGUCAUUUAUACCUAUAUACGGCCAUCUUCCAGUUACUCAUUGGAUAAGGAUAAAGUUGUAUCUGUGAUAUACACUUCAGUGGCUCCCACCCUCAACCCUCUCAUUUACACCUUGAGGAACAAAGAAGUCAAAGUGGGACUCAAGAAAGUAUUUUCUUUCUUCAGGAGGUGA
Dromiciops gliroides (monito del monte) is the source of this 930-nucleotide messenger RNA. RefSeq names its product olfactory receptor 13G1-like. The coding region runs from base 1 to 930 and encodes 309 amino acids. Gene Ontology annotation, biological process: G protein-coupled receptor signaling pathway. The record is from RefSeq and is a predicted model, not a curated record. Gene Ontology annotation, cellular component: membrane. Gene Ontology annotation, molecular function: olfactory receptor activity; G protein-coupled receptor activity. The transcript has a single exon. NCBI's taxonomy places the organism in Eukaryota, Metazoa, Chordata, Mammalia, Microbiotheria, Microbiotheriidae.